Closterium sp. Naga37s-1 is the source of this 1215-nucleotide messenger RNA. The record is from the annotation of a GenBank genome assembly. Lineage: Eukaryota; Viridiplantae; Streptophyta; Zygnematophyceae; Desmidiales; Closteriaceae.
AUGUCCUACUGCGGCCACGAUCCGUCCCUGAAAGGCAUGGUGCUGCGGGUGUGCAAGGAACGUCCCGAUUCCCACCAUCCAGAAGCAGAGGUCGUCGCUGGGGAGUCCUUAUCCGGAGGCUCCGCAUCAGCCUCGGCAACAGGCUCGGUGCAGCCCGAGCCUGUGCUGCGUCCGGAGGAGCGGGAGCUGUGGGGAGAAGUGGUGCCGGAGCUGGCAGUGGCUCCGGAUCGGAUCGACCUGCUGCAUCAAUUCGUGAAGAGGGUGAUGGCACCACUCAUAGGAGACGAAUUCGUGGAGGCAGGGACCACGGUGAAGGUUCCUCGUAGCUUUCUGCAGGAGGUAGCAGACCACAUACGGCCAAGGCGGCCUCCCUGGCGACAGGCUCAGGGCGACGUGGAUUUGCAAAUAGAGGAGGCGCUGCUGGUGACGGAUCUGACCCACCUGCACCUGGAGAACGAGGAGUGGGAGGAGGACUGGGAGGAGACGGUGCGGGUGGACCGAUCUGGCAGCUGCAGUAGCGGUUACAAUGGCACCACGUUCUGUAUCGAGCUCAAGCCCAAGACCGGGUUUUGCCCCUCCUCUCCCUGCAUCGCGCCGGCCAAUCACGUCAAGACAGCUGUCCCGCGCUUCCCCAUGCACCAGCAGCUGAAGCUGUCAGAGGGGGAGGUGGCAGAGAGCAGUGCAUACAACCCUCUAGACCUCUUCUCUUCCUCGCCCCCCCGCGUUCUGUCUGCUCUGAGAACAUUGAUCGAUAACCCGCAGAACAAUCUGAGGAUUUUUGCAGAUGGGAAGUUGCUGCUGGGGGGGCAUAUACACAGGCAGGCGGACAGGGGGAAGGGGAAAAAGGGGAAAGGGAAGGGGGGAAAGGGGGAAAAGGUGGGAGAGGAGGCGCAGGUUGAAAGAGUGAAUUCGGUGGAUUUAGCAGCUAUGAGAAGGGAGGAGAAAGCGCACGAGGCAGCAGGCUUGGCUGCUGCUGAAGCAGCUCUAGAAGGCUUUGUGUCUGCCGGGAAAGAGGAGUCCAGCAGUGAUUCGCCAGCAGCAGCAGAAUCACUGUCCGCCGCACCUCAUCUGACUCACCCUCGGGUGGACGCUCUUUUAUCCCUCGCCACAGAGUGCCUCGUGCAGUGUGGGGCGCUGGAGAAGUUGUUGGCAGCACAGAAGCUGGAUAAGUGGGAUAUUGAAGGGGCGAUUCAUGCUUAUAACGACUUUCAAUAA